UAGGUCAACAAUCUGAAUUCGGCCUUGCCUAUAGGCUGACGGAUAUGUCACAUAUGAGUUCUUCCGCUAUCGACAGCUGAAGACGCAAGACAAUCUUUGACAAUUGUUAAAGUUCAUGUUGGCGUUUACAAAGGCAUUGAAGAGACAUAGAAGGAGUCCCAGAUGAACAUGGAGAGCCUGAGCAAGCCAGAGCUGCUAAUGCUGUUCAGUGUCCUGGAAGGAGAGCUGGAAGCCCGUGACCUGGUCAUUGAGGCCCUCAGGGCCCAGCACAGAGACACCUACGUGGAAGAGCGCUAUGGGAAGUACAACCUGAGCGACCCGUUCCUGGCUCUGCAGAGGGACAGCAAUGCCUUGGGAGUGCAGAGGUCUGGGUUCCACCAGGCUGCAGCAUGCUUCAGCCCCCUCGCUGUACUCAAGCUGGUGGUCACCCACUGCAGGAAGAUGCAGGAGAAGAUUCUGGCCCAACUAGCUGCAGCUGAGAGCAGACAGAGGAAGGCCAUUGCAGAUCUGGAGGAAGAGAGGAGAAGGCAUGCAGAGGACACAGCCGAGGGCGAUGAUGUCACUUGCAUCCUGGAAAAGGAGAGGGAACGCCUCUUGCAACAGCUGGAGUUUGAGCGAGGCCAGUUGUGUCGUCUGGAGAAGGAACAGAAGAAGGUCCUGGAGCAGCUGGAGGAGGAGCGGGUGCAGCACAAGCAGCUCUCCUCUGCCCUGGCCAAGGAGUGCAAGUGGGCCAGCCAGCGGGCCCUGGAGGAGGGCCACCGCCUGGCUGAGGCAGGCCGUAGGCUGGAGAAGGAGCAGGGGGAAGUCCUUGCCCUGAGGGCUGAGCUGCAGGAGGAGAGGAGGAGGGCCCUGCAGAUGGAGGCCAGGGUGGAGGAGCAGCUGGCUGAGUUCGAUACGGAGAGGGAGCAGCUCCGCUCCCGGCUCAAGAAAGAGGAGGCCCAGUACUGCCAGCUGCAGGAGCAGGUGGAGGCCCUGAAGAGAGAGCUGCAGGGAGAGAGGGGAGAUGAGGAGGAGAGGAGAGAAUAUCCUGUGGACCCACAACCCAGCCAGGCAGAAGGGGGCGAGACUGAGGAACCUAAAGUCAACGGGCACCAUGACUGCCCCACGGAGGAGCAGGUGCCAUCCCUUCCAUACGGAUUGGGCCAGGACAACUGGAGUGAGAACAGCAGCUCUGUUCUUGGGUCCCCUGCCCUCCUUACCAAAAUUAUAUCCCUCUGCAGCACAGGGACCUCCUCUGUCACCUCCUCCCCAUGCUCCUCUCCUCAGCUGGCCACCAGCCCCAGCUACCAGUCCUCCUACCAGGUAGGCAUCAACCAUCGCUUCCAUGCUGCUCGCCACAAGUUUCAGGGCCACACUGACCCAGAGCAGCAACAGCAGCAGCAGGGUGGAGGAGGGGGUGGUAGCCUGCCUCACUCCCCCAGAGACCUGUCCCCAACCCCUAGCCCAUCCCCUGAGCCCGUCUCUGUCCCUGUCCACAGCCCGGCCAAGCAGCUGGCCCGCAGCACCGUCACCCAGGUCCUGUCCCGCUUCACAGUCCAGCAGGGGGCCAAACCUCCGCCACCCAACAGUUCUCCCUUUGGCACUGACUACCGUAACCUGUCCCCCUCCUCCCCGGUAAUCCCCAGGGCCUCUGGUGCUGCUCUGCCUCUGGGGGUCCGCUCACCUACCAUUCCCCGAGCAGAGAGGGGCAACCCGCCCCCCAUCCCCCCUAAGAAGCCUGCCCUGGCCCAGUCUCCAGCGUCGCCCAUCCCUGGUACCAGAGCCAACCACUUCCCUGAGCUGUCUGGAAGCUGUGGUCUCACCAGGUGCCAGGAGAAUGUUAAAGAGCUGGAUAUGGUGGUGUCCUCCACCAGCUAGUCUAGCCUGCUACUGGGUGCUACUAGCGCUGUGUUCUCUUAUACUGCUCACAUGUUUGUAUGCAGAGAGAUGCUCCAAAGCACUGUCAAGUUAACUUUAUUGGAAUUUUUUGGUCUGUUUCAUUCUACUAUAGCACUAUACACCUAGUUGGAAAAACAUUAGGAACACCUUCCUAAUAUUGAGUUGCACCCUCUUUUAGCCCUCAGAACAGUCUCAAUUUGUUGGGACAUGGACUCUACAAGGUGCAGAAAGCGUUCCACAGGGAUGC
Messenger RNA from Oncorhynchus mykiss (rainbow trout), 2125 nucleotides. Its product is annotated as CTTNBP2 N-terminal-like protein. The record is from RefSeq and is a predicted model, not a curated record. NCBI's taxonomy places the organism in Eukaryota, Metazoa, Chordata, Actinopteri, Salmoniformes, Salmonidae.